AUGCAACUCAUCGCUACUCUCUCUGCUCUUGGGGCUCUAGUAGCCACCGCUACCGCAGCUGCGGUUCCAAGUGCCCCAGUGAAGCAAUCUGUGAUUGAUAUCCAGCUUUCUGCUACUGGCAAUACGAUGAUUAAAGCCACCAUCACCAAUAAAGGCGACCAGGCUUUGAAUCUGCUGCAGUUCAAUACUAUCCUAGAUAAGAAUCCAACUCGGAAGGUUAGGGUCUAUCAGAACGGCACUGAGGUCAAGUUUACUGGAAUGCUUGCCCGGUAUAAAAUGACCGGCCUGUCUCCAGACUAUUUCACCACCCUUAGCCCCAAAGCCAGCGUUGAGAGCUCUUUCGAUAUUGCUCGUACCCACGAUCUGACCCGGGGUGGAAAGAUCACCGUCAUGGCUUCUGGUACCAUCCCUACUGCUGAAGGGCACGGGGCUAACGGAACUACUAUUACUGGAUAUGCCAAGUAUGAAUCCAACAAGAUCGAGCUGGAUGUUGAUGCAAAGAAGGCUGCCUCCGUCGUGCAGGCCAUGGGGACUGUUAAGAAAUCACCUGGAUCCAUCGACAAGCGCACCAAUAUCGACACCUCCACCUGCACUCAGAGCCAACUUGAUGCCCUCGAGGGUGCCCUUUAUAACUCUGCUGCUCUCGCUCAAGCCGCUGCUCAAGCUGCCCCUUCAAAUCUUGACACAGUUGCGGAGUACUUCAAGUCUACCAGCCGCCGUACCAUCAAUACCAUCGUCUCCCGUCUUCAGUCGGUUGCUAGUGAAUCCACCUACGUCAACUCCGGCAGUACUACAUACUACUGUACUGAUGUUAUGAAUGGUUGCCAGCCUGGUGUCCUUGCUUAUACGCUUCCAGACCAAAACAUCAUUACUAACUGCCCAAUCUAUUACUCUGACCUGCCUGCCCUUGCCCAGUCAUGCCACGAGCAAGAUCAGGCUACCACCACCCUCCACGAGAUGACUCAUAACUCUGCCGUCGUCAGCCCCUAUUGUGACGAUCUAGGCUAUGGUUAUGAAGAUGCUACCUCUCUCUCUGCUGGCCAGGCCAUCCAGAAUGCCGAUACCUAUGCUCUCUUUGCCAAUGUCUCCUAA
This is a messenger RNA of Microsporum canis CBS 113480, 1092 nucleotides long. RefSeq names its product metalloproteinase 8. The record is from RefSeq and is a predicted model, not a curated record. Bases 1 to 1092 code for a protein of 363 amino acids. Gene Ontology annotation, biological process: proteolysis. Lineage: Eukaryota; Fungi; Ascomycota; Eurotiomycetes; Onygenales; Arthrodermataceae. Gene Ontology annotation, molecular function: metalloendopeptidase activity. The transcript is spliced from 3 exons.